Molecule: messenger RNA, 6706 nt
Organism: Aedes aegypti (yellow fever mosquito)
Lineage: Eukaryota; Metazoa; Arthropoda; Insecta; Diptera; Culicidae
Product: transcription initiation factor TFIID subunit 1
Exons: 8
Coding region: 328-6633 (2101 amino acids)
Biological process (GO): transcription by RNA polymerase II; DNA-templated transcription initiation; RNA polymerase II preinitiation complex assembly
Cellular component (GO): transcription factor TFIID complex
Molecular function (GO): TBP-class protein binding; RNA polymerase II general transcription initiation factor activity; RNA polymerase II general transcription initiation factor binding
Source: RefSeq, a predicted model, not a curated record
CUAUCAAAAAUGUCAAAGUAAAACAAAAAAAAUAAAGCCGACCUGGCGUAAACGCGAGCUGUUGUAAUAAUUUUACCUAAAAAACAUUGUAAAAUAUUGUAGUUGGGCUUCAUUUAGUGUUUAAAAUACUUAUUAGCGCCACAUAAAACCUUAGAAAGUGCUAUAUGUUGAUGUAACGUGAAAUAAGAGAUGGUAUUCCAAAUUAUCUGAAGCACUUCGGUUGUUUUGUCGUUUUCCGGCUUUGGUGUUGUCAUUCGCUUGGAAUCGAAAUCCAAUUAAAAACACUUGGAAACCAAACAUCAGGCAGGCCAAGAAUUACAACAUACGAUGGAUAACGACAGUGAUAAUGACAAUGAGCAUGACCAGGAUAACGACAACGAAGGAGAGCUCAAUUUGGCCGGAUUCCUGUUUGGGAAUGUUGAUGAGCAUGGCCGGCUGGAGAAUGAUUUCCUGGACGAGGAAGCAAAACAACAUCUUUCAUCGUUAUCGAGAAUGGGUCUUUCUUCGUUCCUGGCCGAUGUGCUAACCGAUGGAACAGAGAAGGCGCCAGUUGAGCAUAGCGAUAGUGAUGAUUCUUCAUCCAGUGAUGAUCACCGAUAUGACGAUAAUGAUGAUGAUAAUGCCAAUUACAAGAUCAAAGCAGAUGAUGCGGUGGACUUUUCAGAUUUCAACGAACUGGCUGAGGACUUACCGGUAGCCUUGGAUGCUUCAGAUCAUAAGAAGGAUUCAGGAGGGGAAGACGAUUAUGACGAUAUUGAAGCAGCUAUUCCGGUGAGCAAAGUGGAUGUGAAAGGAUCCAAUUCGGAUGGUGGCCGGGAUGGCGAUGAUGAGAAAGAAGAUGGAGAUGAUACGGUGGACGAUAAGCAGUUAAUGCCGCCCCCAAGUGCUCCAAUUAGCGGAACGGAAGCAAAGGUGGAUGAUGAAGGAAAUGCUUUGGAAAAGCCAAGACAGGAACGAAAGUUAGAUACACCACUUGCAGCUAUGCUUCCGUCGAAAUAUGUGGACGUUGAUGUUCGCGAAUUGUUUCCAGAUUUUCGUCCUGAUAAAGUGCUUCGAUUUUCGAGGCUUUUUGGACCGGGUAAAAUUUCCAGUCUGCCACAGAUCUGGCGAAGCGUGCGCCGUAGACGCAAGAAAAAACUCCAGAAGUUAAAAAUGAAGGAUGGGUCGGAUUCUACAUCUGACUCGGAUGAACCCCGUCGAAGGCACGGUUUUGACUGUGUUUAUGCUCCUGUGCCAUCCCGAGAUCAGUGGGCAUCGGACGAUGAAGACAAACUAUUAAGCCUGACUAGAGAGGAAGAAAAGGAGGAAAAACCGGAUACCGAUACGGGUGGCGAUUCCAAGCCUAAAGUGGCAGAUUGGCGUUUUGGUCCUGCUCAAGUAUGGUACGACAUGUUGGACGUUCCGGAAACUGGGGAGGAUUUCAAUUAUGGUUUUAAAACUACCGAUAAAAGAGAAGAAAUAGACAUCAAAGGUGAACCCAUACCGGAUGAUGCUUUUCUGAUGGUCUCCCAGUUGCAUUGGGAAGAUGACGUGGUUUGGGACGGAAAUGAUAUAAAGCAUAAAGUGUUGCAAAAACUGAAUUCCAAGAUUAAUGCAGCCGGAUGGCUUCCGUCCAGUGGAUCCCGAACGGCAGGGGCAUUUAGUCAGCCAGGAAAAAGCCUUCCAGCUUCACCUGCAGUUUCUGGAUCGAAACAUGGAUCUGGUCAGGGCAAAAUGAGCAAAGCGCAGAUGAUUAUAAAUGCAGCUCAAAACAAGCAACAGGAGGAAAAUGAUGAUACUUGGUAUAGCAUAUUUCCAGUUGAAAACGAAGAACUGGUCUACAGCAAGUGGGAAGAGGAAGUUAUCUGGGACGCAGAAGCAGUUUGUAAAAUUCCGAAACCUAAGGUUCUUACUUUAGAUCCCAACGAUGAGAAUAUCAUUCUUGGUAUUCCGGAUGAUAUCGAUCCGUCCAAAAUCAUCAGGAAUACGGGCCCAACUCCAAAAGUGAAAAUUCCGCAUCCACACGUUAAAAAAUCAAAGAUUCUUCUAGGAAAGGCAGGUGUUAUAAACGUGCUCGCCGAAGACACUCCUCCACCACCUCCGAAAAGCCCAGACCGUGAUCCGUACAACAUUUCCAAUGAUGUGUUCUACAUGGCUAAGUCAUCGGAAGCAACUCUCAAGCUCAAAGUCGGAGGUGGAAACUUAUUGCAGCAUUCAACGCCGGUCGUUGAACUGCGCGCUCCAUUCAUACCAACGCACAUGGGUCCGAUGAAGCUUCGCAUGUUCCACCGACCACCGAUGAAAAAAUACUCGCACGGAGCGUUGGCAUCGAUCAAUCCACAACCGGUACUGCCGCUGUUGAAGAACAUAAAGAAGAAAGCAAAGCAACGAGAAUUAGAACGAAUUGCUUCCGGUGGGGGUGACGUCUUUUUUAUGCGCACUCCCGACGAUCUUUCAGGUCGCGAUGGUGAACUUAUACUGGUGGAAUUCUGUGAAGAGCAUCCUCCGCUGAUGAACCAAGUGGGUAUGGCCACGAAGAUCAAAAACUAUUACAAACGUAAAGCUGCUAAGGAUGCUGGUCCUCCGGAGUUUAAGUACGGCGAACUUCACUUUGCCCAUACAUCUCCGUUCCUGGGAAUACUGCAUCCGGGACACUGCAUGCAAGUAGUUGAGAACAAUAUGUAUCGAGCUCCAAUCUAUCAGCAUCAUGUUAUGGAAACAGAUUUCCUUGUCAUUCGAACACGUAGCAACUACUAUGUCCGAGAGGUGGAUGCGCUGUUCACAGCCGGCCAAGAAUGUCCCUUGUACGAAGUUCCUGGUCCAAAUUCUAAACGAGCCAACAAUUUUGUCCGUGAUUUCCUGCAAGUAUUCAUCUAUCGUCUAUUCUGGAAGAGUAAGGAUAACCCCCGCAAGAUUCGUAUGGAUGACAUCAAGAAGGCAUUUCCGGCCCACUCGGAAAGCAGCAUUCGCAAACGGUUGAAGCAGUGUGCUGAUUUCAAACGUACCGGUAUGGAUUCAAACUUCUGGGUAAUCAAACCGGAAUUCCGGCUUCCGUCGGAGGAAGAAAUCCGGGCAAUGGUUUCACCUGAGCAGUGCUGUGCGUACUUCAGCAUGAUUGCAGCCGAACAGCGACUGAAGGAUGCUGGUUACGGGGAGAAGUUUAUCUUCGCCCAGCAGGAAGACGACGACGAAGAGAUGCAACUUAAAAUGGACGACGAGGUGAAGGUGGCCCCAUGGAACACCACUCGAGCGUACAUUCAGGCCAUGAGAGGCAAAUGCAUCCUGCAGCUUAAUGGACCGGCCGACCCGACGGGUUGCGGGGAAGGAUUUUCCUAUGUGAGAAUGCCCAACAAACCGACGCAACAAAACAAAGAAGAGAUUGAAAGCCAACCGAAACGAACCGUCACUGGAACAGAUGCCGAUUUAAGGCGACUGUCCCUGAACAACGCUAAGGCCCUUUUGCGCAAGUUCCAAGUUCCGGAAGAAGAAAUCAAAAAGCUCUCCCGAUGGGAGGUCAUCGACGUUGUACGAACCCUUUCUACGGAAAAAGCCAAAGCCGGUGAAGAGGGCAUGGAUAAGUUUUCCCGUGGCAAUCGGUUCUCCAUUGCCGAACAUCAGGAACGCUACAAGGAAGAGUGUCAACGUAUCUUCGAUCUGCAAAAUAGGGUACUGGCUUCUUCGGAAGUUUUAUCUACGGAUGAGGGCGAAUCGACUGCUUCUGAGGAGUCAGAUUUGGAAGAACUGGGAAAGAAUUUGGAAAACAUGCUGGCCAACAAGAAAACGUCGACCCAGUUGUCACUGGAAAGAGAGGAACAGGAACGUCAGGAACUGCUUAGGAAAAUCAUGGAAGAGCAAGGCAGUUCUAGAGGAAAGAAAAAGGAUGACGAUUUGAAGGAUAUUCAACAAGUUCCUACAACAAAAAUCCUGAAGAUUACCCGUACUUUCAAAAAUUCGGAAGGUCGUGAGUACACUCGUGUAGAAAUAGUUCGCCGAGCGCCGGUCAUUGAUGCCUACACUAAGAUUCGAACCACGAAGGACGAGGCGUUCAUCAGACAGUUUGCAACACUAGAUGAAGCCCAGAAGGAAGAAAUGAAGCGCGAAAAGCGCCGUAUUCAGGAACAGUUGCGACGAAUCAAACGUAACCAACAGAAGAUUGGCAUGAUGCAGCAACAGCAUCAGCAACAUUCCGUCGGAACACCCAUCAGUCUCGGCGACAGAGAAACCCCGGGUAGCUCGAAGUCCAGUGUCAAUCCUUCGACGCCUAAAGAAAGCCAUGCCAAGGAGCACAGCCCUUCGUCACGCAAGAAGGUUAAACUAAAGCCAGAUCUCAAACUGAAGUGCGGUGCAUGUGGCCAAGUUGGACACAUGAGAACGAAUAAGGCCUGUCCGCUUUAUACGGGAACAGUUCCGACACCAUCGCUGAACGUUGCAAUGACUGAAGAGCAGGAGGAAGAAAUUGAAAAGGAACUUAACGCAGACGAUGAAGAUUUGGUGAAUGUUGAUGGUACUAAAGUAAAGUUGAGUGGAAAGUUAUUGAAACGGCACGAAGAUGUGAAGAGAAGGACUCUUUUGCUGAAGGUACCGAAGGAAGCGGUCAGCAAGAAACGUCGCCGUGUUGGAGGUGAUGCCAACUGUGAUUAUCUGAAGCGACAUAACAAAACUGCGAAUCGUAGGAGAACUGAUCCAAGCGUCGUGCUGUCUUCGCUGCUAGAACAGAUACUUAACGAAUUACGUGACAUGCCAGAUGUAGCGCCAUUUAUGUUCCCUGUGAAUGCCAAACAGGUUGUGGAUUAUCAUAAAAUCAUCCAACGACCAAUGGAUCUGCAAACGAUUCGCGAACAUAUUCGGCAGAAGAAGUAUCAAACUCGAGAUGAGUUCAUUGCCGAUAUCAAUCAAAUCGUUGAAAACUCUUCGCUUUACAAUGGAGCGAAGAGUUCGCUGACGAUCGCAGCUCAACGAAUGCUUCAAAAAUGUAAAGAUCGAAUGCAAGAGAAGGAAGAACGGUUGACUCGACUAGAGAAGAGUAUCAAUCCCUUGCUGGAUGACGACGAUCAGGUGGCACUUUCCUACAUGCUUGGCGAGUACGUGAAUGGCCCACUGAAGGCGAUGCCGGAAAGUUGGCCUUUCUUGAAACCCGUCAACAAACGGCUGGUGAAGGACUAUUACACCAUAAUUCGAAAGCCAAUGGAUUUGGAAAAGAUUUCAAAGAAGGUGGCUUCGCAUAAGUAUCACUGUAGGACGGACUUUCUGCAGGAUAUCCAGCUGAUUGCGGAUAAUUGUGAAACGUACAAUGGAUCGGAGGCAAACUUCACCAAACAGGCACGCCACAUGGUGGAAGUUGUAAAGCAGGCAUUGGAAGCGAUGGAUAACAUGUCACAAUUGGAGAAGAACAUUGCCUUGGUCCAAGAACGCGCCCGUAAUGAGGAUAUCGACUGGGAAGACGAUGAACGAGAUGGCAAAUACUUCCAGGGAUCUCGUGAUACCUCGCCGGAUCGAGACUAUGGCGACGAGGACAUCAGCAAUUUGGAACGACCAUCGUCGGCUGCCUCGAUGGCGUCGAGCCGCCCGGGUCCCAGUGGAUUGAUGCGGCCGAACAUAGAUGGCAAAAAAGCACGUGGAAGACCGCGCAAGAUGCAGCAUGAAGAAGAGUUCCCGGGCAUGAUGAUGUCACAGAGGAUGAACAGGAUGCUGCUCAAGCGGUCCCGUGGUCGUCCUCGUAAGGACCGCGACGACUUUGGCGGUGCCCCCAUGAGUACAACCGUCCAGAGUGGAGGUCAUAUGCGAGGCAACCCAGGCGGGAACAGCGGCUUUGGAAGUAGUGGACCUGUCCGGGAGCUUGGUGGAUAUGAAGGUAUCCCGUCGAGUUCUUCAACACCGCUGUUAGCCACCGAUCCGUCUGCUUCUGCAUUCGAAAUGAACUGGAUGGCAAAUGCGGGCUCUUCGGAGAUGGAUAGGACCAAGCUAAUGAGUACUAACAAUACGUUCGGGCAUGACAGUACAGUUGCUACUACCAGAGGUGGAAGAUUCUUUGGGGAUUCGGGGCUUUUUGGGCGACACAAGCAAGGUGGUCAAUAUUCGACCGAUGACGAAGAAUUCGAAGAAGUCACCAUGAGCGAUAAUGAAGGAGUUUCGGUGACACUUGAUCAAUCAAAUGCUCCUUCAAACUCAUCUAUCUUGCCUCCACAAGAAGGCGAUAGUCAACAGGCGGCAGAGGCCAUGGUACAGUUGAGUGGCACUCAGUCAUUCUACCAAACAGCUGAAGAAUCGAUGGAAAUUGAUCCCAAUUAUGAUCCGAGUGAUUUUCUCGGAAUGUCCAAUCGACAGUUGGCGACAGACACCGGAGGACAACCUGGUGCAAUGGAUGCCAAUCAAUUUGCCUAUCAACAGGGAAGUGCCUUUGAUCCCAACUUCCAGCAGUUCCAGCAACAACCUGCUCAGUUUGAAAAUCAGCAAAUUGUGGGUAAUGUCGGGGAGGUUCAACUUCAGGAACAACCGCAACAGCAACCGAAUGCUGUUUUACCACCUUUGCAGUCACUGCAUAAGGAUCUGGCCAUCUCGGACAGUGAUGACGAACAGAAUAAUUUACAAAUGGAUAUAUUUAACAAUACGAAUGAAAACGAUGAUAAUGAUGAUGGAGGAGGCCUCUGGUUUUAGAAUAUUUACAAUUCAAUAUAUAUAUUAACUUAAAACGAAUAAAUAAUAAAGGCAUAAACCUAUGGCAAACUUA